Messenger RNA from Pseudophryne corroboree (corroboree frog), 907 nucleotides. It is a transcript of the gene CHTF8, whose product is annotated as chromosome transmission fidelity factor 8. NCBI's taxonomy places the organism in Eukaryota, Metazoa, Chordata, Amphibia, Anura, Myobatrachidae. The coding region runs from base 61 to 429 and encodes 122 amino acids. The record is from RefSeq and is a predicted model, not a curated record. Gene Ontology annotation, cellular component: Ctf18 RFC-like complex. The transcript is spliced from 3 exons. Gene Ontology annotation, biological process: mitotic sister chromatid cohesion.
AGGCUCCGCCCACUCCUGCUGCGGCGCCAAAUACAGUUCCCGUCCUGUCAUUGUGCGGCCAUGGUGCAGAUGCGGGUGUGCAGGGACACCCAGGGGCAGCCAGACGAUUGGCUGCUUAUGGAGCUACAGGGCCAGAUAGAAGCCCGGAAACAGGACGGAUUAGCUGGAAAACUGAUGGGAGAUUUGCAGUACACAAAAGAGGGCGUCCCUAUUCUUAUUAUUGGACACCACAUCCUAUAUGGGAAGGUUGUAAAGCUGGAGAAGCCAUUCGCUGUCCUAGUGAAAAGCAGCAGAGCCUCAUCCGAGGAGACCGAGACCCCAACAGAUGCGGCCGAGACACAGUACAAUGUGACUGCGCUGAUCAAGAGGAAGAUCAUCUUCAAGACACGGCCCAAGCCAAUCAUUACCAACGUCCCCAAGAAGGUGUGACGAGCAGAGACCGGGCCUUUCUCUAAGGAUGAGCCAGCCGGGAAAAGCCACUUACAGGGGCGCCCAGCGCAUUUCGCAGCACUGGGUGGAUGGAUGGGUACAGCACCGAGUCAGAAGUGGGCAAUAUAAUGCACACCGCAGUACUCUAGGGGCAUCCAGUCCAAGAUGUUAUAAUAGGAAUUCUAUUUCUCAUGUGCACUGGUCCCUGGAGAUCUGAGAUUUAUCAGGCAUUGAAUAUUCAUGUUAACGAAAAUUCAUUUCUUAUUCUUUUCAUCUGGCUUUAUUGUUAGCAUCAGACAUUUGUGUAUAACGUGACGUUUAUAUUUUACUGUGUGUUGAUAUACGGAGCCCCCAUUGGCGGCCACAGACGCGUGUCCCAGACCCUUGUUUGGUUGGGAGGAAGCAAAGUAUUGAUUUUAAUCAGUGCUGUUUCACAAGAUGAUAAAAUAAAAGACCAGCCCUGCGGUGAUUGACAGUG